Messenger RNA from Suncus etruscus (white-toothed pygmy shrew), 1929 nucleotides. RefSeq names its product keratin 2 (gene KRT2). The transcript has 9 exons. Gene Ontology annotation, cellular component: keratin filament. The record is from RefSeq and is a predicted model, not a curated record. Gene Ontology annotation, biological process: intermediate filament organization; keratinization. The coding region runs from base 1 to 1929 and encodes 642 amino acids. NCBI's taxonomy places the organism in Eukaryota, Metazoa, Chordata, Mammalia, Eulipotyphla, Soricidae. Gene Ontology annotation, molecular function: structural constituent of skin epidermis.
AUGAGUUGUCAAAUCUCGUAUAAAUCGAGAGGAAGCGGUGGUUGUAGAGGUGGAAGUGGAUCUCGGAGCUUCAGCAGCAGCUCUGCCGUGAUCGGUGGUGGAAGCCGGCGAUCUGGCUCUAGCUUCUCCUGCUUGAGCCGCCAUGGAGGUGGCGGUGGUGGCGGUGGCUGUGGCGGUGGCUUUGGCAGUCGGAGUGUCGUUGGCCUGGGAGGCUCCAAGAGCAUCUCCAUGAGUGUAGCUGGAGGAGGUGGCAUGAGCUCCUGUGGUGGAUUUGGUGGCAGAGGAGGUGGCUUCGGAGGUGGCUUCGGAGGUGGCAGCAGCUUCGGCGGUGGCAGCGGCUUCGGAGGUGGAGGUUUCGGUGGAGGAGGCUUUGGUGGAAGCCGCUUUGGAGGCGGCGGUGGCUUUGGAGGCUUUGGAGGUCCUGGUGGUGCUGGCCCUGGAGGAUUCCCUGGUGGAGGUAUCCAUGAAGUGUCUGUCAACCAGAGCCUCCUGCAACCACUUGAUGUGAAAGUUGACCCAGAGAUUCAGAAUGUGAAGUCUCAGGAGCGGGAGCAGAUCAAAGCUCUCAACAACAAAUUUGCCUGCUUCAUCGACAAAGUACGCUUCCUGGAACAGCAGAACCAAGUGCUGCAGACCAAAUGGGAGCUGCUGCAGCAGCUGAAUGUCAGCACCCGCACCACCGACUUGAGCCCCGUCUUCCAGGCCUACAUUGCCCAACUGAAGAAACAUUUCGAUUCGCUCAAUGCAGAGAGAACAUCACAAGAUUCAGAGUUGAGCAACAUGCAGGAUCUUGUGGAAGAGUUUAAGAAAAAGUAUGAGGAUGAAAUCAAUAAGCGCACAUGCUCUGAGAAUGACUUUGUGACUCUCAAAAAGGAUGUGGACAAUGCCUACAUGAAUAAAGUGGAACUUCAGUCCAGGGUAGAUCUGCUGCGCCAGGAGCUUGAGUUCCUGAAGGUUCUUUAUGAUACGGAGUUGUCCCAGAUGCAACAGUGUGUCACGGAUACCAAUGUCAUCCUGUCCAUGGACAACAACCGCAACCUGGACCUGGACAGCAUCAUCGCUGAGGUUCAGGCCCAAUAUGAGGAGAUUGCACAGAGGAGCAAGACGGAGACUGAAGAACUGUACCACAGCAAGUAUGAAGAGUUGCAGGUGACAGCGGUGAAACACGGAGACAGCCUGAAAGAGAUCAAGAUGGAAAUCAGUGAACUGAACCGCAUGAUCCAGAGACUGCAAGGGGAAAUUGCCCAUGUGAAGAAGCAGUGCAAGGGUGUGCAGGACUCCAUCGCUGAAGCUGAGCAGAAGGGAGAACACGCCAUCAAAGAUGCCAAGAACAAGCUCACAGAUCUGGAGGGUGCCAUGCAGCAAGCCAGAGAGAAUCUGGCCCGGCUGCUACGUGACUACCAGGAGCUCAUGAGCACCAAGUUGUGCCUGGACAUGGAGAUUGCCACCUAUCGCAAACUGCUGGAGGGCGAGGAGUGCAGGAUGUCUGGAGAUCUAGGCAACAACGUGAGCAUAUCUGUGACAAGCAGCACUGUGUCUUCAAGCGUGGCGUCCCAGUCCGGCUUUGGCAGCCAUGGUUCCGGAGGUAGAGGCGGUUCUGGAGGCGGUGGCGGAGGUUUCAGCUCUGGCAGCAGCAGAGGGUCCGGCUCCAGAGGUGGUGGUGGAGGAAGCUAUGGCUCCAGCUCUGGAGGAGGCUAUGGCUCAGGCAGUGGCUCUAGAGGCGGCUCUGGCUCUGGCGGUGGCUCCAGGGGAGGCUCUGGCUCUGGAGGAGGAUACUCUGGAGGCUCUGGAGGUGGCUCUAGAGGAGGUUCUGGAGGGGGCUAUGGCUCAGGAGGAAGUUCUAGAGGAGGCUCUGGAAAGGGAGGUUCUAGCUCAGUAAAAUCUGGCUCUGAAGCCUAUAGCUCUAGCGUGACCUUCUCCUUCAGAUAA